GAAGCUGCCGGGCGCCUUCCUCUUGCAUCGCGGCUGCAGCUCGCUGCUCUUCCCGCGUCCGCUGGCACAUCCUCCUGCUCGCGCGGUCCUGCCUAUCGCCUGGUGCCGCCAGCCGCCGCUCAGACCGAGAAGUGAGCCACCUCCAGGAACUUGGUUUUAAAAUGGAACAUUUCGAUGCAUCACACAGUACCUAUUUCAGGGCAUUACUGGGCCCCCGAGAUACAAGGGUGAAAGGAUGGUUUCUUCUGGACAAUUACAUUCCCACGUUUGUCUGCUCUCUCAUUUAUUUACUCAUUGUGUGGCUGGGACCAAAAUACAUGAAGAAUAAGAAGCCGUUCUCUUGCCAGAGAAUUCUUGUGGUGUAUAACAUUGGACUCACCUUGCUGUCUCUCUAUAUGUUCUAUGAGCUGGUGACAGGUGUGUUGGAAGGCAAAUACAACUUCUUCUGUCAGGGAACACACUCAGCAGGAGAGGCAGACAUGAAGGUCAUCCGUGUCCUGUGGUGGUACUACUUCUCCAAACUCAUAGAAUUCAUGGACACCUUCUUCUUCAUCCUCCGCAAGAACAACCACCAGAUAACAGUCCUCCAUGUCUACCACCACGCCACCAUGUUCAACAUCUGGUGGUUUGUGAUGAACUGGGUUCCCUGCGGCCAUUCUUAUUUCGGUGCGACACUCAACACCUUCAUCCAUGUGCUCAUGUACUCGUACUACGGCUUGUCCUCUGUCCCUUCCAUACGUCCCUACCUCUGGUGGAAAAAGUACAUCACUCAGGGGCAGCUGGUCCAGUUUGUGCUGACAAUCAUUCAGACGAGCUGUGGACUCCUCUGGCGGUGUAGCUUCCCCCUUGGGUGGUUGUUUUUCCAGAUCGGAUACAUGAUCUCCCUGAUUGCGCUCUUCACAAACUUCUAUAUUCAGACUUACAGCAAGAAAGGGGCCUCUCGGACGAAAGAGCACCUGAAGGGCCACCAGAACGGGUCCAUGGCUGCCGUCAACGGACACAGCAGCAGCUUCGCUUCCCUGGAAGGCAACGCGAAGCAGAGGAAGCAGAGGAAGGAUUGACAUGGCAGAGCCGAGCCCUCCAGACCAUGGCGUGUGAUUGUAAGCACAGUAUGAGUUGUGCCCUGACGCUCGUAACAGCUGCUGUCACUAGUCUGGCCUACUGUAGGGUGAUUUAUGUAGGACCUUUCUCAUCAGUUCAAAGCCCCUAGAAUAUGUACACAGAUUAUACAAGUAGGCAAACAACUUCUCACAUUUCUGGGCUCUCCUCGACCCCUGCGCUAGAUGGUGGAAAGGGAGUGUUAUUGUAGUAUACGACACUGCUGUUGCCUUAUUAGUCCUAACAUGAUAGGUGCUGAAUUGUGGUUCACAAUUUAAAACACUGUAAUCCAAACUUUUUUUUUUUUAAGUGUAGACCAUGCAUGUGAUUGUGAAUGUAAAUUUGUAGGAUGCUGUUAACAGUAGAAAAACACACAAUGCCUUAAGACUUUAAAAAAAAAAAAAAAGCAGGGCCCAAAGCUUAGCAGUUUAAUUAGGGUAUGUUUCAACUUUGUAUUCAUUUGUAAUAGCUCUGUUUAGGGAAAAAAAAUCAGAUAUGUGAUUUCUGAAACAAGAGUACGGUGUGUGACUCCAGUGUCCUGGUGGCGCAGACUCUGACGACCUUCGGUUUUAUACUGCUGGCUUUCAUCAACAGGCGAAGUCUAGUGGGACAGUCGGUUUAACUUUUUAACAGAUCUUAUUUUUUUAUUUUGAGUGCCACUAUUAGUGUGUUUAAAGAGGUGGGGAAAGGGUCCAAAGAUGUCUUGAGACACUUACAUAUCUCUUCUUGGUCCCCCCACCCCCCGAGUCUAGGGUGACUAUAGGAGGGUGAGCAGGCCACUUCUGAAGUGCUGAGUGUUUAUAUGCAGGAGACAGAAAGUCCACUCUACUUCCCGCCAUUUGAAAAGAGGAGAAAUACCUUUCAGGAAGGGUGACUAGAUAUUUACUACAUGACAGUCACAUGGACCGACCAUGGGGAACUGGUUACCUGGGUCCAAAGUUUGUAUUGUUUUUCUGUAGUGCUAUUUUGACAUAUACUUCCUUUUUAAAUGUGCCUAAUUUACCACGAGACCAGGAAGCACCUUAAGUAUUUUGAGGUAAAAUUAAAGACAUAGCUAGAGCAUGAAGGAACGGGCAUCUGGGGAGUGAUUGCUUAUUCAGUGUAAAGCUUGGCAGCGUCUGUAAUUUUUUUUUUUUUUUUUUUUUUUUUUUUGCUUAGCAUCUAAAGAUUGGUUUAAAGCGCUUGUUUAAAAGUAACAGACUGCUUAUCUUAAACUCGUGUCUCGUCCACCUGAGGCAGUGGUCAUACAGAUGGGGACUCUUAUGUGUGUCGUUUUUUUAAAGUGUUGAAAGUUUAGCCUUUGAAUACCUUCUGCAUUGAAAAAGAAAUUCAUUGAACCACUCUCGACACAUCUUAGCAGAUGAUUGACAAUGUAUAAACUAAUUGUGGUUUGAUAUUUAUGUAAAUAUCAGUUUACCAUGCUUUAAUUUUGCACAUUCAUAUUAUAAGGAGCCAAUUGGUCCUAAUUAGUCUUGUGGGUUUUCUGUUUGGAAGGAGUUGCAGCAUCUGUUUACAUUUAUCAAAUUUAGAAUGUGUAUAUUUGUGUGUGUCUUCAUCCUAGGUACCAGUUUGCAGGUGUCUUUACGUAUUUCAGUACAAAGACUAUAACAUUCAAUAGUGUGCUGUCAAAAUGUGCUUAGCUCAUCUGGAUAUACCCACACUGUUGAUAAUGUCUAAACAUUAAUCAUUAAAACAUUUUUGAUUACCA
Molecule: messenger RNA, 2806 nt
Organism: Arvicola amphibius (Eurasian water vole)
Lineage: Eukaryota; Metazoa; Chordata; Mammalia; Rodentia; Cricetidae
Gene: Elovl5
Product: ELOVL fatty acid elongase 5
Exons: 8
Coding region: 162-1061 (299 amino acids)
Biological process (GO): fatty acid elongation, monounsaturated fatty acid; fatty acid elongation, polyunsaturated fatty acid; fatty acid elongation, saturated fatty acid
Cellular component (GO): endoplasmic reticulum membrane
Molecular function (GO): fatty acid elongase activity
Source: RefSeq, a predicted model, not a curated record